ACAGAACCCAAUAAAGAGAGAAGAGCAAUGAGAGUCUCCCCUAUGAGUGGAGUAACCAAAGAGAGAGAAAAUGGGGUGAAACUGCACUGUCUCAGUUUGCAGCGGCUGGAGUUUUCCUAUCAUGGCUGCUGAUCACAACUCCAUUACCAGUGUUUUCAUUCUUUUGGCAUCUACUUGAUCCCAAAAAAGAGUGGAAAGAAUCUCUCUUUUUCAGUUUUCAUUGAAACCCAAUUGCUUGCUUUGAAUGUGAAUGGUGUUGUCUCCCCACCAGUACUGAAAUCAGUCAUUUAGUUCACUUGCUGAUUAGAAGUCCUGCAUCUGCUGUCAUUCAAAUCUUUUGGUGCAAGGAGCAAAAGACAGAACUGCAAAGCCGGGUAUUUGGCAGUGGAAGCUCGUUGGACUGAUACUCUGUCCUGGAUCCAAUAUCUAAGGCUUUGUUACUUGUAUAGGGACCCAUCAUUUUCCAAGUCAAAACCAGUUUUGUUGUUGUGUUGUGCCGGAAUCAUGGCAACCCUGUUACAGUCUGAGUCCAGACGCUUGUAUUCUUGGUGGUGGGACAGUCACAUUAGCCCAAAGAACUCAAAAUGGCUUCAGGAAAAUCUUACAGAUAUGGAUGCUAAAGUCAAAGCAAUGAUCAAGCUCAUUGAAGAAGAUGCAGACUCUUUUGCAAGGAGAGCAGAAAUGUACUACAAGAAACGCCCCGAGCUCAUGAAACUGGUUGAGGAGUUCUAUAGAGCGUAUCGUGCAUUGGCUGAGAGGUAUGAUCAUGCAACUGUGGAGCUGCGCCAGGCUCAUCGAACCAUGGCAGAAGCAUUUCCCAACCAAGUACCUUUUGAACUCGCCGAUGAAUCAUCCUCAGGCUCUUAUGGCCCAGAGGCUGGACCUCAUACACCAGAAAUGCUGCAUCCAGUUCGUGCCUUAUUUGACUCAGAUGACUUGCAUAAGGAUGCACUGGGACUCUCUUCAACUGAUUUACAUGAUUUGAAAAGGAAUGGAGGCUCCGACUCUGGAAUAAGCAAAAGAGGUCUGAAGCAGCUUAAGGAAAUGUUCAAUCCAGGAGAAGAGUUUAAUCCAAAGGUUGCGGGGGGAAGGUUUACCGAAGGCUUAAGUUUUCAUGAAGCAGAUGAAAGCAAACCAAAGUUACAGAAUGGGUACUCUCAGUUAACUAGUGAGAACCAGAGUCUCAAGAACCAGGUCCUCUCUCAAUCUGAGCGUGCUGUAAAAGCUGAAACUGAAAUCCAAAUCCUACAGAAAACUUUAUCUGAGAUACAAGCUGAAAAAGAUACAGUCCAUCAUCAGUACCAGCAGAGUUUGGAGAAGUUAUCUAAGCUGGGGAAAGAACUGAAUAAUGCUCAAGAGGCUGCUGGAGGGCUCAAUGAACGAGCCAGUAAAGCUGAUAUUGAAAUUACAAUACUGAAGGAAGCCCUUGGGGAAUUAGAAGCUGAGAGAGAUGCUGGUCUUCAUCAGUACAAUCGGUGUCUGGAAAGGAUAUCUAGCCUGGAGACCAUGUUAUCUUUUUCCCGGGAGGAUGCAAAAGGACUUAAUGAGCGAGCUGUUAAAGCAGAAACUGAAGCUCAAAAUCUGAAGCAAGAACUUUCUAAAUUAGAGGCAGAAAAGGAAGCCUGUUUUCUCAAGUACAAGCAAUGUCUUGAGAAGAUAUCUGCUCUGGAGGCUACGAUCUCAGCUGAUGAAGAAAAUGCCAGAAUCCUUAAUGAACAAAUUGAAAGAGCUGAAAGUGAAGUUAAAUCACUGAAGGAAGUUGUUGCUGUACUGAAGGAAGAGAAAGAAUCUGCAGCUCUACAAUUCAAGCAGUACAUGGAUACAAUAGCUAAGAUGGAAAGAGAACUUUCUCAAGCUCAAGCAGAUGCCGAAAGACUGAAUAGUGAAAUUUUGACAGGGGCAGCAAAAUUAAAAGGUGCCGAAGAACAAUGUGUUCUCUUGGAGAGAUCAAAUCAGUCUCUGCGGUUAGAGGCAGAUGGUCUGGUGAAGAGGAUUGCAACAAAAGAUGAAGAGCUUUCAGACAAGAAUGAUGAGAUGGAGAAACUUCAGAAUCUGAUGCAAGAGGAGCACUUGCGGUUUGUGCAAGCUGAAGCCACUCUCCAAUUUCUGCAGAAGUCGCAUUCUCAAUCCCAAGAAGAGCAGAAAGCUUUAGCCCUGGAGUUCAAAAACGGGCUUCAGAUGUUGAAGGACUUGGAGAUGAGCAAACAUGGUGUGGAGGAUGAUAUGCAACGGGUUAAGGGAGAAAAUAAGAGCUUGAAUGAACUGAACUUCUCUUGUACUAUCUCCAUUAAGAACCUGCAAGAUGAAAUCUUUAGCAUGAAGGAGAUGAAAGAGAAACUUGAAGAGGAGGUUAAGCUUAAAACAGACCAGAGCAAUGCUCUCCAGAGGCAAAUUUCCCAUUUGGAGGAUGAAAUUAAGGGGUUGAAUGGCAGAUAUCAGGCUAUUGUGGAGCAAGUGGAGUCAGUAGGUUUAACUCCUGAAUGCUUUGGAUCAUCUGUGAAAGACUUGCAAAAUGAGAAGUCAAGGCUAGAAGAUAUAUGCACAAGGGAUAGAGAAGACAGAGAACAUCUUUAUGAGAAGUUGAAGGAUAUGGGUAAACUUUCAAAGGAGAAUGCUGUUCUGGAGAGUUCACUUUUGGGUUUGAAUGGGGAGUUAGAGGGUUUGAGAGGGAAGGUCAAGGAAUUGCAGGAGUCUUGCCACUUCCUCCAGGGAGAAAAAGCCACUCUUGUUGCUGAGAAAUUUGCCCUGCUUUCCCAGUUGCAAAUUAUCACUCAGAACAUGCACAAGCUUUUCGAGAAGAACUCAUUGCUGGAAAGUUCCCUCUCCGGAGCAAACAUUGAGCUCGAAAAGUUGAGGGCAAGAGCAAAGAGCUUAGAAGAGCUGUGCCAGUUACUCAAUAACGAGAAGUCCAAUCUUCUUAAUGAGAGAGGCACGCUGGUGUUUCAGUUAAAUGAUGUUGAGGAGAGACUGCGAAGCCUGGAAAAGAGGUUUAAAAAAUUAGAGAAGAAGUACUCUAAAAUGGAGAAGGAGAAAGAGUCCACACUUGAUGCAGUAGAAGAAUUACGGGGUUCCUUGCAUGCAGAAAAACGAGAGCGUGCUAGUUAUAUUCGGUCAAGUGAAUCCCGAUUGGCAGGUUUGGAAAGCAAUGUCCAUCUCCUCCAGGAAGAAAGAAGGUUGGGAAAGAAAGAAUUUGAAGCAGAGCUUGACAAAGCUGUGAAUGCUCAGAUUGAGAUCUUUAUCCUUCAGAAGUUUAUACAAGAUCUGGAAGAGAAGAAUUUGACAAUAUACAUUGAAUGUCAGAGACAUGUUGAGGCUUCCAAGUUUUCUGAUAAGCUGAUCAAAGAGUUGGAGAGUGAAAAUCUUGAGCUACAGGUGGAAGAAGAAUUCUUAGUAGAAGAAAUCGAAAAGUUGAGGCUGGGAAUUUAUCAAGUGUUCAGGUCUCUGCAAAUCGAAACAGGUACACAUGAAGAUAAGAUUGAGCGAGAAAAAGUACUUGUGCUGCAAAUUUUGAAUGCUAUCAAGGACUUGAAAAGUUCUCUGGUUCAGAGCAAGGAUGAGGAGCAGCAGUUGCUGGUUGAGAAUUCAGUGCUCUUUACUUUACUUCGGGAGCUGAGAUCCGAAGGUGCAGAGAUAGAGUCGACAAAACAAACUUUGGAGCAGGAGUAUGAGGUAAUGGCAGACCAUUGUGCUAUGCUACAAAAUGACAAGCAUGAGCUUCUAGAGUCGCAAAGGCAGUUGAGGUUGGAAGUGACUGAGAAAGAGCAAAAGGAGGAAAUAUUAGAGGCUGAUUUGGAAAGUCUUCAAGGUAAGCUGGUGAGUCUGCAAGACGCAUACCUGAUUUUGCAGGAAGAACAAUCCAAGGUGCUUGAAGAGAGGAGAUCCUUGCUUAAGAAGCUUUUGGACCUGAAAGAGGAAAAGCAAGUCCUUGAAGAGGAUAAUAAUGCUAAUUUUCAUGAAGCACUGGCUUUCAGCAACCUCUCUAUGGUUUUGGAGAGCUUCACAAUUGAGAAAGUCGUGGAACUAAAAGCACUUGCUGACGAUCUUGAUGGUCUUUGUGCUACUAACAAUGACCUUAAAGAUGCGGUUAGAACGUUGGGUGAGAAGUUAGUGAUGAAAGAAGUAGAGAAUCUACAUCUGAAUGAUAUGGUUCAAUUGUUGGACAAGGAACUGUGUGAAGCCAGUGACUUGAAUGGUUUACUAAGCCAUCAAAUUUCAAUUGGAAAGGAUUCUCUCAAACAGAAAAACAUGAAGCUCUCAGAGGUAGAAGAGAAGCUUCAAAAGACAGAGGACUUGAAUGUGGAAUUAUGCAGAACUGUUGAGGAGCUGAAGAUGGAAUAUGAAGAGUCAAAAAUAAUGGGUCAAAAUUAUGAGAAGCAGAUUCUCCAACUAUCUGAAGUCAGCACUAUUCAGAAAAAGGAAAUGAAUAGCCUGCGUGAAGCAAAUGAAACUCUGGAGGAUGAAAUCUUAUGUAAAGCGAUUGAAAAAGAAAUCGAAACUCUGCACCUGAGUGAGACAGCCCAAUUGUUGGACAUGGAAUUGUGUGAAGCCAAGGACUCAAAUGAUCAACUGAGCCAUAGAAUCUUAGUUGGAGAAGGUUGUCUGAAACAGAAAACUACGGAGCUUUCAGAAGCAGAAGAGAAGCUUAGACAGACAGAAGACUUGAAUGUUGAACUAUGCAGAAAUGUUGAGGAACUGAAGGUGCAACAUGAAGAAUCAAAACUCAUAAGAGAAAAUUGUGAGAAGGAGAUUGUGGAGCUAUCCAAAGAUAACACAAAUCAGAAAAUGGAAAUUGAGAGCCUUCGUGAAGCAAAUGGAACUCUAGAGAUUGAAGUGGGUGUCUUGUGUGAAGCAAUUGAAGAAUACAAAAUUAGAGAAGACUAUAUGAGUUCAGAGCUGCAAGAAAGAAGCAAUGAGUUUGAACUCUGGGAGGCUGAGGCUACAACAUUCUACUUUGAUCUUCACAAUUCUGUUGUCCGUGAAGUUUUUCUUGAAGAUAAGGUUCAUGAGCUUACAGAAGUCUGUGAGAGAAUUAAGGAUGAAGAUGCUGCAAAAUUUGUGGAGAUUGAACAAAUGAAAGAAAGAGUUAGCAUCUUGGAAAGUGAAGUUGGAGGUCUGACGGCCCAGUUGUCUGCAUAUGCUCCUGCCAUAGCCUCUUUGAGAGAGAAUGUAAUUUCUCUUCAGCAAAAUGCCCAUCUUGGGAAGAAGCUUUUUGUGGAAAACAACCAGCAACACAAGGAGGGCAAACUGCCAAAUAAUCUAUAUCAGAGGAGCUCUCAAGAUUACAAAGAAGACCAAAGCACUUUGAUAUCAAAUGGAAUUUCUGAAUUGGAAGAAAUGCAGACUAUGAUCAAAGAAGUUGAAAAGGCAGUUAUUGAAGAAACGGAAAGGCUUUCAAUUGAAUUAGUUGAAAAGGAAAUGGUGGAAGAAAUUGAAAGGCUUAUAACAAAGGAAAGGGCAGAGGCCUUGGUACAGACUGAAGAAGUAAAAUCAACAGGCAACUCGCAUCAAGAAAAUGGUAGCAAAGGAGAAGAGGUGGAACCUGUGAAUGAGUACUCGGAUGAUAAUCUGAAGUUGGGCAAACCUGAAAAGGCAGUUAUUGAAGAAACGGAAAGGCUUUCAAUUGAAUUAGUUGAAAAGGAAAUGGUGGAAGAAAUUGAAAGGCUUACAACAAAGGAAAGGGCAGAGGCCUUGGUACAGACUGAAGUAGUAAAAUCAACAGGCAACUCGCAUCAAGAAAAUGGUAGCAAAGGAGAAGAGGUGGAACCUGUGAAUGAGUACUCGGAUGAUAAUCUGAAGUUGAGUAAACCUGAAAAGGCAGUUAUUGAAGAAACGGAAAGGCUUUCAAUUGAAUUAGUUGAAAAGGAAAUGGUGGAAGAAAUUGAAAGGCUUACAACAAAGGAAAGGGCAGAGGCCUUGGUACAGACUGAAGUAAAAUCAACAGGUAACUCAAAUCAAGAAAAUGGUAGCAAAGGAGAAGAGGUGGAACCUGUGAAUGAGUACUCGGAUGAUAAUCUGAAGUUGAGUAAACCUGAAAUAAGGCUUUUGACGAAAGACAUUCCGCUUGAUCAUGUUUCAGAUUCUUCAUUCUAUGGAAGAAGCAGGAGAAAGAAUGGUAGGGCUGAUGAUCAGAUGCUCGAGUUAUGGGAAGCAGCCGAACAGCAUUGCCUCCAGGAUCCAGCAGCCAAUAUCAGGCAAGACCAGGCAUCCCCACCAACUGAAGAUGUUACCCCCUACCCUCGGUUUGCAAACUCACGGAGGACGACUCGAAAGUCUCCUUCAGAAGUUCAGGUUGAGAAGGAGUUGGGCAUUGACAAGCUGGAGGUGUCCUACAGUAUUCGACAACCAAGUCAUGAUGGCAAGAAGGAAAAGAUCUUGGAGAGGCUUGCUUCUGAUGCUCAGAAACUGAUGUGUCUACAAACGUCUGUGCAAGACUUGCAUAAGAAGGUGGAGACUAACAAGAAGGGUAAGAAGAUCAACAGCUCUGAAUACGAAACGGUGAAAAGACAGUUGCACGAAGUUGAGGAUGCGGUUGUGCAGCUGGUGGAUAUUAAUGAUCAGUUGAAAAAGAAUGUUGAAGAGUUUCCAUCUCUGGACGAGCAGACUUCCAUAGAGUUGGAGGAGGCUGGAAAUCUCAGCAGAGAGGGAGUAACCGAACAAGCAUGGAAAGGAUCUGAGAAGAUUGGAAGGUUGCAGUUUGAGUUGCAGAACAUCCAAUAUGUUUUGGUGAAAUGGGAGGGUGAAAAGAAAAGGAAAGGGAGGCAUGGAUUUUAUGUGAGUAGAACAGGUCUUCUCCUGAGGGAUUUUAUUUACAGUGGCAGAAGUAGUAGUGAAAGGCGCAAGAAGGGUUGUUUGUGUGGUUGUAUGAGACCAUCAACGAGAGGAGAAUAAGGUAGCCACUUGGAGGAAAGCCUUUCUUUAUUUUCUGUAAGCUUCCUCGUAAUGGUCCUACUCUUUUAUGUUCAGGGGAUCAUAUCUUGGAGUAGUUAGUUAAAGUUGAAAUGUACUAGCUUUUGGAUGCUCCUGUAAGAAUUAGGGUUUACCUAACCAUAAUAAGCUGCUGCUUCGUUCAGCUUUCUAUCCCAUAACAAUAAAAGCUAUGUCAUUUUGAUGGAGAAACUUGGUAGUACAACUUUUUUUUUUU
This is a messenger RNA of Rosa chinensis, 7141 nucleotides long. RefSeq names its product protein NETWORKED 1A. Gene Ontology annotation, cellular component: plasma membrane. NCBI's taxonomy places the organism in Eukaryota, Viridiplantae, Streptophyta, Magnoliopsida, Rosales, Rosaceae. The record is from RefSeq and is a predicted model, not a curated record. The transcript has 5 exons. Gene Ontology annotation, molecular function: actin filament binding. Bases 505 to 6888 code for a protein of 2127 amino acids.